AUGUUCACGACCGGAACACCACCAUUGGCUGUACGGAUCGAACAAAUAUUUACCCAAAACGGAAAUCAGUGGACGGAAAGGUGUUGCAGAAACCAUAAAACUGAUUGUACAUUCAUAAUAGUUGUCAAGUUGGCUAAUCGCAGUGUUAGGCGGAAUUCCACAUGUAUCCCUCCUUACCACUGGCACUCAGGUGCUGCUACGGCCGAGAAGUCCAUCCCACGCAAGAUUGGCCAAGAAUUCGGGACACUUGCCGGUCCGGCACCAAGACGAAAUCCGAUUGGUCGAAAGUUUGGACCCAAGAGCCAAUCAUGA
Molecule: messenger RNA, 312 nt
Organism: Opisthorchis viverrini
Lineage: Eukaryota; Metazoa; Platyhelminthes; Trematoda; Opisthorchiida; Opisthorchiidae
Exons: 2
Coding region: 1-312 (103 amino acids)
Source: RefSeq, a predicted model, not a curated record